Aphidius gifuensis is the source of this 7779-nucleotide messenger RNA. It is a transcript of the gene Chd1, whose product is annotated as chromodomain-helicase-DNA-binding protein 1. Gene Ontology annotation, molecular function: ATP binding; ATP-dependent chromatin remodeler activity; DNA binding. Lineage: Eukaryota; Metazoa; Arthropoda; Insecta; Hymenoptera; Braconidae. Gene Ontology annotation, cellular component: chromatin; nucleus. Gene Ontology annotation, biological process: regulation of transcription by RNA polymerase II; nucleosome organization. The transcript has 5 exons. The coding region runs from base 1565 to 6988 and encodes 1807 amino acids. The record is from RefSeq and is a predicted model, not a curated record.
GUUAAAAAAGGCUUCUCCUUCUUUUCCGGCGUGAUGAUUCCAUGGGCACUUGGUAACAUUUUUAUACGUCUCUUAUAACAAAGUAUAACUAGUAUUAGUGCUUGGCUAACUCAUCAGACAACGUAAAAAAUUAUUUGUAAAAUAUAAAUUUUUCAUUCUAAUAAUUAUAAACUCCAUUUUGCUUGUAUUAAAUUUGUUCUUUUAAAAAUUCAAGUCUCAGUAGUGUUUGCUUGGUCAUACAAAAAAGAGUCAUUCACAGCCAUCAUAUUAAUGGAGUAUAAAGUGAACCUUUUUUUUGCAUGAAAAAGUAUAAUUUAACAUUUAAUUGUCUUGCAUAAACGAGUAUUCGCAGAGACAUUUUGGGUGUUGGCUUAUGUUCAUCAAAAAUCACCAACAAUUUCUCAGUGAUAACUCAAACGUUUGUACGACAUUUUGUUUUUAAAGUGCUUUAAAAUUGACAUUAUUUAAUAUAUUAUUUAUUCAGUUAAAUAUUAGCUAUUUAUAAUAAUUAAUUUAUUCCAAAAAAGUAAUUUUUUAGACAAUUAUUUUGCUCUAUUCAUGUAUCCAGCAUAACCAACUCAAAAAAAAAGAAAAAAAAAAAUGUAAAUUUAAUUAUAAUUUAUUAGAAAAAGAAAGUGCUAGUCAUCAUUAUGAUAAAUAUAAUUUUCAUGUAAUAUUGUUAUUAUUAUUUGUAUGAAUUGCGUAUGAAUAAUUACAUUGUAUUAUAAUGAGUAAUAAUACACCAAUACACAUACACAAGUGCAGUGGUUUCCUGGCUAAAAUAAUUGCAAAAUGGCGUUUUAAAAUGAAAAAUAUAUUGGUUACAUGAUCCUAUUUUUUAAAUUGAAAAAGAGAAAAAAUCAUAAAAGGCAUUUUAAAGAAUUUUCGUGCUCCAAACUAUACACUAGAAAAAAAGAAGCAUUUUUACAAUUUUAAUCGAUGUCGGCCUCGGCUCCUAAAAUAUCCUAUUUCACAUUGACAAAAAAAGAAAAAAAAAAAAACAAGAAAAGAAGCAUUAUAAAGGGAUUAUUCUUGAUUAUAAAGUUUUUUUUUUUUAUAUAUUUUUUUUGUGAUCUGGGCAAGUUUUUGGGUGCGGGAUGAGGUGGAGAGAAAAUAAUUUAUUUACAGCGCUUGCGUAUUAAAUAAAAUAAUGAUGGCGGCGUUGAUUUAGAAAAAAGUGUCGUUUUAACGUCCAACAAGAGGGGAAAGGAAAGGGCACGCGCGUUGCAUGACGGAACGAAGGCCAAUGGGCCAAUAACGACAAGGGGAAUAGAAACGAGAGGGGUGAAAACGAACGAACGAACAUUGAGAGUCGAGAAGAUGGCGGCCGCAAUAUCGCCUGCAACCAUAUAGUACGGUCAAGAAUUCGAUAUUUUUGUUACGAUGUCGCGUACUUGUACAAUUUUCAACAAUUAAUAACGUGACAUUACGUGUUUAAAUAAUUAUAUUAACAAUAAUAAAUAUUGUGUAUUGAUUUUAUUGCUCGUGGGUGAAAUAUAUUUAACGUGAGAUUUUUUUUUUUUUUUUUUUUUUUUUUUUUUUCGAGACGCGUAUACGAGAGACAAUGCAGAAAGCAGAAGAUUCUGAAUCUGGUAAAGAUUCUGGUUCAGAUUCUGAAAAUGAAAGUAAGAGUGAUAGUAGCUCAUCAGGUAGCAAUUCCAACUCUGAUGGCUCAGGAAGUGAUAGUUCAUCAUCAUCAUCAAAUUCCGAUUCAUCUGAUUCGGAGUCUGAAAGUGCGAAACCUAGACGAGCACCACAACAAAGUAAACCCUUGAAUCGUCGUAUUGCACAAAAAGCUAAAGUUGCAACUCGUUCACGAAAAAAACGACUGUCAGAUUCAUCUGAUAAUUCAUCAUUUGAAAGUGAUGAUAAUCGAAGGCAAGUAACAAGACGUGCUGGGACAUCAGUUAGUUAUAAAGAACAAAGUGAUAAUGGUACUGAUAGUGAAGAUAUUCUUGAAAAUGAUGAAACAGCAGCACCACUAGAACCACAAGAAGUUGAUAAUGCUGAAACAAUUGAACGAAUACUCAAUCAACGUAUUGGUAAAAAAGGUGUUACUGGUAAUGUAACAACUGUAUAUGCAGUUGAAGAAAAUGGUGAUCCAAAUCCAAAUGAAAUAUCAAAUGAAGAUGGUGAAAUACAGUACCUGAUUAAAUGGAAAGGCUGGUCACAUAUUCACAAUACAUGGGAAUCAUUAGAAUCAUUAAAAGCCCAAAAAGUUAAAGGAAUUAAAAAACUUGAUAAUUAUAUAAAAAAAGAAGCUCAAAAUCAAGAAAGAAGACGUUAUGCUUGUAUUGAAGAUCUUGAUUAUUAUGAAUGUCAAGAUGAAUUACAACAAGAAUUAAUGAAAAGUUAUAAUAAUGUUGAAAGAAUAAUUGCUGAAUAUAAAAAACCUGAUUCAAAAAAUUUCGAUUAUUUAUGUAAAUGGGAAAGUCUUCCUUAUGCUGAAUCAACAUGGGAAGAUGGUGCAUUAAUAAUUAAAAAAUGGCCAAAUAAAAUAAAAGAAUUUCGUGAUAGAGAAGAUUCAAAAAGAGUACCAAGUGAUGGACGUAGAGUAUCAUCAUUAAGACCAAAAUUUCGUGAAGUUAAAAAUCAACCAGAAUAUAUUGGUAAAGGUAAAGAAUUAAUAUUACGUGAUUAUCAAUUAGAUGGUUUAAAUUGGAUGGUUGGUUCAUGGUGUAAAGGUAAUAGUGUUAUACUUGCUGAUGAAAUGGGUCUUGGUAAAACAAUACAAACAAUAUGCUUCCUAUAUUAUUUAUUUCAUACACAUCAAUAUUAUGGUCCAUUUUUAUUAGUUGUUCCAUUAUCAACAAUGACAUCAUGGCAACGUGAAAUGGAACAAUGGGGACCAGAUUUAAAUUUUGUAACAUAUCUUGGUGAUACAGUAUCACGUGAAGUUAUACGUGAACAUGAAUGGUGUAAAAAAAAUGAAAAUUCUAAAAAAUUAAAAUUCAAUGCAAUCCUAACAACAUAUGAAAUUGUAUUAAAAGAUAAAGCAUUUUUAGGACGUAUUGAAUGGGCUGCUUUAUUAGUUGAUGAAGCACAUCGUUUAAAAAAUGAUAAUUCAUUAUUAUAUAAAGCACUUAUUGAAUUUAGAACAAAUCAUAGAUUAUUAAUAACUGGUACACCAUUACAAAAUAGUUUAAAAGAAUUAUGGGCAUUAUUACAUUUUAUAAUGCCAGAUAAAUUUCCAAGCUGGGAAGAAUUUGAACAAGAACAUGAUGAUGCUGCACAAAAAGGUUAUUCAAAACUUCAUAAACAACUUGAACCAUUUAUAUUACGUAGAGUUAAAAAAGAUGUUGAAAAAAGUUUACCAGCAAAAGUUGAACAAAUAUUACGUGUUGAAAUGACAUCAUUACAAAAACAAUAUUAUAAAUGGAUAUUAACUAAAAAUUAUAAUGCAUUAAGAAAAGGUGUAAAAGGUUCAACUGGUACAUUUAUUAAUAUUGUUAUUGAAUUAAAAAAAUGUUGUAAUCAUGCAUUUUUAACAAAACCAAUGGAAUAUGAAAGAAAAGAUAGUAAUGAAGAUUAUUUACAACAAAUAAUACGUGGUUCUGGUAAAUUAGUAUUAUUGGAUAAAUUAUUAGUACGUUUACGUGAAACUGGACAUAGAGUAUUAAUAUUCAGUCAAAUGGUUAGAAUGUUAGAUAUUCUUAGUGAAUAUUUACAAAAACGUCAUUUUCCAUUUCAACGUUUAGAUGGUAGUAUUAAAGGUGAAUUAAGAAAACAAGCACUUGAUCAUUUUAAUGCUGAAGGUUCAACUGAUUUUUGUUUUUUAUUAUCAACACGUGCUGGUGGUUUAGGUAUUAAUUUAGCAACAGCUGAUACUGUGAUAAUAUUUGAUUCUGAUUGGAAUCCACAAAAUGAUUUACAAGCACAAGCAAGAGCACAUAGAAUUGGACAAAAAAAUCAAGUUAAUAUUUAUCGUUUAGUUACUAAAAGUUCAGUUGAAGAAGAAAUUGUUGAACGUGCUAAACAAAAAAUGGUACUUGAUCAUCUUGUUAUACAACGUAUGGAUACAACUGGUAGAACUGUAUUAGAUAAAAAAGCACCAGGUAGUAGUAAUAAUAAUCCAUUUACUAAAGAAGAUUUAAAUGCAAUUCUUAAAUUUGGUGCUGAAGAAUUAUUUAAAGAUGAAGAAGAUGGUGAUGAAGAACCUGUAUGUGAUAUUGAUGAAAUAUUACGUAGAGCUGAAACAAGAGAUGAAGCACCAGCAGCUGUUGGUGAUGAAUUAUUAUCAGCAUUUAAAGUUGCUAGUUUUGCUGCAUUUGAAGAAGAUAAUGAACCAAUUAAUAAAAAAACCUAUGAUAAUAAUGAUAAUGGUAAUAAUGAUAAUAAUGAUAAUAAUAGAGACUGGGCUGAAAUAAUACCAGAAUCAGAACGUAAAAAAAUUGAAGAAUCUGAAAAAUCAAAAGAAAUGAAUGAUUUAUAUUUACCACCACGUGUUAGAAAAACAUUACAACAAUUAAAUCAAAGUGAUACAUCAAAAGGUCGUAAUAAAAAACGUAAAAAACAACAAACAGAUGAAAGUGAAGAUGCUGAUGAUGAUGAUGCUAGUGGUGGUGAUGAUGAUGAUGAUGAUGGUAGUGAUGAUGAUAGACCAAAAAAACGUGGUAGACCAAGAGUAUUACCACGUGAAUCAAUCAAAAGUUUUACUGAUGCUGAAAUACGUAAAUUUAUAAAAAGUUAUAAAAAAUUUCCAGCUCCAUUAAAACGUCUUGAUGAUAUUGCAAUUGAUGCUGAAUUACAAGAUAAACAAUUACCUGAAUUAAAAUAUUUAGGUGAACAAUUAAAAUCAAGAUGUGAAGCAUGUAUUAAUGAAUUUGAACAAACAGCUAAAGAAAAUAAAGCAGCAAUACGUGAUGAAGAACCAAAAAAAGAAGGUAAAGGACGUAAACGUGGUCGUGGUCCAACAUUUAAAAUUGCUGGUGUUAUGGUUAAUGCUAAAUCAUUAUUUACUGCUGAAAAAGAAUUAGAACCACUUGAUGAGGUAUUACCAAAUGAACCAGAAAAUCGUUCAACAUGGCAUUUAGAUGCUAAAUUAAAACCAGCUAAUUUUGAAUGUGAUUGGAAUUCUGAUGAUGAUACAAAUUUAUUACGUGGUAUUUAUACACAUGGUAUGGGAUCAUGGGAUACCAUUAAAACAGAUACAAAUUUAAAAUUAACUGAUAAAAUAUUAUUAACUGAUAGUAAAACAGAAGUUAAACAGUUACAUACUAGAGCUGAAUAUUUAUUAAAAAUAUUAAAAAAACAAGUGGAAUUAAGAAAAGGUGUUCCUAAAACAAGAAAACCAAGAAAACCAAAAGAAAUUAAAACAUCUAUUACAUCAAAAGAAAUCAUUGAUAAUGAUAAUGAUAGUUCAAGUGAAGAAAAUAAAAAGCCUAAAAUUAAAAAAGAAGAUGAUACUAUUAAUAUUCAAAAAGAUAAUCAAGAAGAAAGUGAUAGUGGUGGUGGUGCUGGUGCUGGUGGUGGUGGUCAUGGUCAUAUUGUUGAAAAGAAAAAACGUGAAAAAAAAUCUAAGAAAGAUAAAAAAGACAAAAAAGACAAAAAAGAUAAAAAAGAAUUAAAAAAAUCAAAAAAUAAAGAAGGACCAGUACAUAUAACAGCUAAUUCUGAACCAGUAUCAGUUGUUGAUGAAACAUUUCAAGAGUGUAAAGAAAAAAUGAGACCAGUUAGAAAAUCAUUAAAAGCAUUAUUAGAACUUCAAAAAAAAAAAAUUGAAGUUAUUAACGGUCAUAUAAUUAAUCCUGAACUUGCUGCUUAUGUAUCUGAACUUAUUGAAUUAAUUGGUAGCCAAAUUAAUACUUGUCUUGAACUUUAUAUUGAUAAUCGUGAAGAAUUAAAAGUUUGGCGUACUAGUUUAUGGAAUUUUGCUAGUCAAUUUACUCCAUACUUUAAAUUGGGUUUAUUAGAAAAAAAGUACAAAAAAAUUAUUAAAAAUAAAACAACAAAUAAUAGAGAUGAUAAUAAUACUUCUACUACUCUAUCAUCAGCAUUAGAAAAAAAUGAUGAUAAUAAUAAACGUAAUAAUAAUGAUAAAAAUGAUAAAAAUUAUAAACAACAUACAGAUACAAAUAAUAGUAGUGGUGGUCUACGUCUAUCACUUAAAAGAAGAGCUGAUGAUAUUGAAGAUAGUUCAAGUAAUAGUUUACCAAGUAAUAAAAAACAUAUGUCAGGCAAUUCAUCUAGUAAUUCAAGUUCAAAUUUUAAUAAUUUAACAUCUGGUACUAGUAGAAAUAGUAGUACAAUUAUUCCAAUGAUAACAACACCAAAUUCAUCAUCAUCUGAUUCUUUAAUAAGAAAUAAAGAUUCAAAAUACAAAGAUAAUUCAAAAAGAGAUAGAAAUGAUAGAGAUCGUGAUAGAACACAUGAUAGAAGUAUAGAUCGUUUAAAUACCACUCCUGUUAAAGAUGAAAGAAUACGAAGGGAUAGUGGUGGUUAUGGUGCAGUAGGAGGUGUUGGUGUUGGUGGUGGUAGUGGUAGUAUUGGUGGUGGUGGUGGUGGUCAUUACAGUGGUGGCAGAGAUGAUGAUCAUUGGAUACCAAGAGAUAAUAGAAAUCCUAGAGAAGCUAGAUUCAGUGAUCAUAAAAGAGAAAGAUUUGAAGGAUAUGGAAGAAUGCCUGGUGGAUAUCAUCGUGGUGAUAGAGAAAGAGAUAGAGAUCGUGACAGAGAUCGUCCAAUGCAUCUAUCUGAUAAAAGAGGUGAUUAUUAUGGUAGAUAUCCACCAUCAGGACCACCAGUACCUAGUGGUAAUUAUGGAUAUGGUGGACCAGGUGGUUAUGGCAAUGUUGCUGGUGGUGGUGGUGGUAGUGGUGGCAGUGGUAGUGUUGGUGGUAGUAGUGUUGGUAAUUAUCCACCACCAGACUCUGGACAUUUUAGAGGUCGUGGUUAUCCUGGUAAUAAAAGUUAUCCAAAUGAGUGGAGACCCAACAAAGACUAUAGACGUGAAUACGAUCGACGACCACCACCACCCAAUGGUAACUCCUAGUGUAACUUUGACGAGUGUGUUCUCACUCUUAUGUAGGCUCCUUUUAUAUUAAUUUGCUUUAUUGCAAUUUGUUUAUCUUCCCUCUGAUAAGCGAAUAGACAUAUGAAAAAAAAAAAUCAAACAAUAAUUGUAAAUUGCAUUUUAUAUAUUUUUUUUGAUUUAAUGAAGUUUAACAAUUAUCUUAUCAUGCAGAAAAAAAUUUUCUUUCUUUAUCUUAUUUUUUUUUAUUUUUCGUUUUGUGCCAAUUUCAUUUUAGUGUGCAAUUCGUCAUUUGUACAAUUGUGAUUAUUCGAAUUAUCACAUUCAAAGUAAAUCUUCCUUAUAUAAUAUUAAACAAUUAACUUUUAAAUUAAAAAAAAAAAAGAUUUUCUUUUUUUAACACGACAAUGUAUAUUUGACUCAUGUAGACUGAUAAUUGUGCAGCAUCGUGUACAUAAAUUAUUUCUAUGCAUUAGUGGCUAAAAAAAAUUAUAAAACCCAUUAUUUAUUUUUUUUUUCUUUAACUUAAACACACUAUCGAAAAAAAAUAAAAAUUAAUUUUGUCUUGAGACACUUCCAUAUAAAUCAAAGGCUAUUAUUAAAUUGAUUAACUGAAUUUUUAUUCACAUUAUUAUUAUUGCAGUCAAGCAUUUAUAUGUUGAACACUGAGCAAUUUAAUUUUUUUUUUUUGUUUUUUACUUCAAAACGAUUGGUACGCACAAAACUGAUCCUGCCUUUAUUUAAAAAUAUCUAAAACCGUCUCAAUAAAUUUGUCAUUUCAUUGAUAAUUAUUAUCAACAAUUUUAGUCUCA